GACAGCAGUCCCACCUGAGUCUAGACACCAGCAGCUGAGAUGCGAGCCAUCACACCGAUUCCUCCCACCACCUCAGGGACCUCUUUCCCCCCAUCAUCCCUAUAAGAAUCCUCACAUGUCCGUCCUAGCCAACGCACCGCACCAUGACGGAGCGCAAGAGACGACGGGCCUUUGCGCCCAGGGCCCGCACCGGGUGUCGCACGUGCCGCAUCCGCCAUGUUCGCUGUGAUGAAACCCCCGGCUCGUGUUACAACUGUUCUUCUACUGGACGAAAAUGCGAUGGCUAUGAUACGGCCCACUUGCCUCUGGCGACAUCCCGCGCCCGCAAGUCCAUCGUCUUGCAGAUGCCCGCCAGCAUCGCGACUAACCUCCGCGGAAUGACCGCCGAUGAACGUCGUAGCUUUGCUUUUUUCCUCGCCCAGACUGUCCCGAUGAUUACCAGCUGCUUCAGCUCCGAUCUCUGGCAGCGGCUGGUCCUGCAGAUGACACAAGCCGAUUCCGCCGUCGGUCAUGCCGUUGUCGCUCUCAGCGCUAUGCACCAGGAUGCCCAGGUUCACACCAGCCCUCACAGUGCGCUCCGUCGGUUUGCUCUCGAGCAGUAUAACCGAUCCAUCUCUAUGCUCUACACGCGACUUCCAUCCAACGACCCGCAACUGCGAGGGGUGGUGCUGAUGUGUUGCUUCGUCUUUGUUACUUUAGAACUGCUCCAGGGAGAUUAUCCGGCGGCCAUGGUGCAUUUGCAGAAUGGAUUGAAUAUCCUGGGCAUGGGCGGUCAAAGGACGGUCACGUUCUCGGCCGGGGGGAAGGCCGGACUGGAAAUUCCCACCGGAGGGACGGAAAGGGCCUUGGUAGGAGCGUUUCGGCAUCUAUAUGUCCAAGCCGUCCAUUUUGCGCCACCUGGUACGGCUGUGCACUUUUACACGGAGGAUCAACCCGAUUCCGGCGAACAAUGCUUAUACAGCCUCCCCGAGGCCAAAGAGGCCCUUGAUCCGAUCUUAGGCGACAUCUUAUAUAGCUUCCGAGUCCGCUGCGAGUUUGCGGUCGGGGACGCUGCCUCGGAUUUCCUCACGCUGUCAGCAGAACGACACGGUUUGCUGCGCCGACUGAAAGCCCACCGGGUGGCCUUGGAGGCGCUGGUGGCACACCGGGAUGGGUGGAGUCCUCGCGACCUCCGUUGCAUCGAUAUUAUGCGGGUGCAUCAUGUGACGCUCAGCAUCAUUCUAGGCACCUUGCUAAACCUUUCAGAAAUGACCUAUGACGACUACCUAGCUGAGUUUAAUCAAGUCGCCGACCUAUCAGAGAGGGUCAUUAAAAGCUUAAUGGCGGAACACCGAAGGGACGGUCUUCCGAAGAUGGUGAUGGACAUGGGAGUGAUCCCUGGCCUGUUCUGGACAUUUUUGAAGUGCCGAGAUGCGAGUUACCGUCGACGAGUAUUCCAUAUACUGGAGGCAUGGCCACAUCGGGAGGGACCUUAUGAAUCGGACUUGGUUCUGAACGUUCUCCGCGUUCAAAUGGAGAUUGAGAGUGAAGGCGAACGGAUCAUCCGGACAGAUGGUCAAACCACGACGACGAUACCAGAGUGUGCGCGGAUCCGAGAGGCGUGCCUGGAGCUUUCCCCAGAUCGAGGGGAUGCAUUCCUGGCGUAUCGAUUAUCAGGGGACAGUCAAAUGCAGAAGCGACGAAUACCGUUGGCGGAAGAGCAGUUUAGACCUUUAGACGGGGGUAAAACGCAGUACCUUUGGCUUACAUCUCAUCAGCCUUUUCAUGAUGUAUCUGCUGAAUAAGCGACUGUUUACACAGACUGGGAGUUGUCACUUAUAAGUCUGACUGGUGUAUAAUGAAUCUGAUGUAUACAUCUGGCUUCUGUGCUCCCUAGCCUUAGCUAUAGCUGUGGUGUUUGAUCUGGUUCUGUAUUGACAGGCAUCAGAUUGUCUGCUCAACCAUAUAACUUAAACUGCAUGAC
Messenger RNA from Aspergillus sclerotioniger CBS 115572, 1963 nucleotides. Its product is annotated as Zn(II)2Cys6 transcription factor. The transcript has 2 exons. The record is from RefSeq and is a predicted model, not a curated record. Bases 144 to 1784 code for a protein of 546 amino acids. NCBI's taxonomy places the organism in Eukaryota, Fungi, Ascomycota, Eurotiomycetes, Eurotiales, Aspergillaceae. Gene Ontology annotation, molecular function: DNA-binding transcription factor activity, RNA polymerase II-specific; zinc ion binding. Gene Ontology annotation, biological process: regulation of DNA-templated transcription.